Molecule: messenger RNA, 887 nt
Organism: Paramecium octaurelia
Lineage: Eukaryota; Ciliophora; Oligohymenophorea; Peniculida; Parameciidae
Source: the annotation of a GenBank genome assembly
AUGUAUUAAGAAAGAUACCAAAUAAAUGUAGAGACUUAAGAUGUUCUAUAGUGGAUCAUAACUAUUAGUAUUUAUGGUGACACAAAUGAUAUAUAAAGCUUGGUGCAUUAUAGUAAUGUUCUGAAAAAUUUAUGUUAUGGAAUUGGACAAAGAAUAAAUAUUACACACAACUCAAGGAUGAAAUUUAAUAUUAUAGCGUAAUAUUUAUAGAGAAGCUAUUUAGGAGAAAGUAAAUUAUCUGUGCCAUCAUUACAACAAAGUUGGAUGAGAUAUAAACAACUUUUACAUGGCCUUUAGACAGGUGGCACCAUUGUUGGGUAAAAAUACUUGUUUAUCAGAAGCCCCUAGCUUGCGAUUACCAUAAACAGAUAAUGCAAGGUUAGUCAUAAGGAAAUUUAGGAUUGCAUGCGCUUGAAUCAUCCAGGAUUAUGUUUGUAUAACACAUAGUGCCUGCAGAAAAGAAUUGCCAUGAGCAUGAAAAAUUGGGAGCGUAGCAUAAAUAAUCAGAUUUUGUCAUCACUUCCUGGAUGUGUCACAUAUUGUUGAGCAAAUUCCUUCAUCCGAACCAUCUUUAUAUAAUUCACAUACUGUGCAAUUCUAGCAAGAAAAAUUUUAAUCAAUUUAGAUGCUAGGAAAGGCAUCAAAUCAUGUUUAGUUAUUUUUUGAACUCUUCUUUUAUUGAUAAUAACAAUAUGACAGUUGAUCUCCGAUCUUAAUAAUUAUUGCUUAAAACCACUAAGGUUCUCAGUUAGAAGUAAAUUAAUAUUGCAAAUAAGCGUUAAGAUAUUGGAAAUAUUUUAAUUAUAGGCUUCGGAGCUAUUAGCAUACUGUUGUUCUUAUUUAGAUAACCAUUCCAAUGUUUUGAAAUGUUAUAAGAUUUAAAUUGA